This is a messenger RNA of Leguminivora glycinivorella, 802 nucleotides long. RefSeq names its product cilia- and flagella-associated protein 299-like. The coding region runs from base 77 to 793 and encodes 238 amino acids. The transcript is spliced from 4 exons. NCBI's taxonomy places the organism in Eukaryota, Metazoa, Arthropoda, Insecta, Lepidoptera, Tortricidae. The record is from RefSeq and is a predicted model, not a curated record.
UCGGCUCUUCAUAUUCCUAUAGUUACAAUUAUUAUUUUUUAGCCUUAUUUUUAAAUAAUUUUAUAAAAUCACAAUCAUGGCGAUGGCAGAAAAGAAAAACGAGUACCCAGUGUCGGUGGAGGCCGAUAGGCGUUUGCUGGCCUUCGACUCUUGGGAAGACUACUUGGACUCCUUGAUUGAGAUAGCAGAUUUGAGGAACCUCAGGAGUAUAACGACCUCCCGGACUGUUGCUGCUUUGGGUUACAGAGCUAAUGGCGACACCUUGUCCGAGAAAGAGUUCAACCAGCGCCGCGCAUUUAUCCAUGAGAUCGUAUACCCGACGGUGAAACCGUAUGUGCUGGCUAGCGAGGGAGCUGAUGUCAGUGACCCCUUCAACCGGGAGCUUGCAGUACGGGAGAGAGCUAACCGCCUUGGGAUAUUGCAGUCCAUAAUAUUCAUCCGACAUUUCACGAGGGGCGGUUUCGAGAUCUCCGGUUAUAUCGACUACGCGCACCGGCUUAUAUCGGAGAACUGGGUGCCCUUCUUCAGGGCCAACAAGAUGCUGUGGCCUCGGGAUAGUGACCUGGGCUACUACCACUGGCGGCAUGGCACUGUUCGAAGCAAUAUGAGCAGGAAUUAUAAGCCUGUAAUGGACCCGGAAAAAGGGCUGCUCUUCCAAAACCGACACGACCACAAGAUCAUCUGCCCUGACCCUCAGCAGGACCCUGGGCAAAACACCAUGAAGCAGAGGAUCUUCUCCCCGAGAUACACACAAAUCGAGAUCUACGAUCAUGUUGUCAGGAGAAAGAGUUAAACAAAGGGU